Lepisosteus oculatus (spotted gar) is the source of this 4821-nucleotide messenger RNA. NCBI's taxonomy places the organism in Eukaryota, Metazoa, Chordata, Actinopteri, Semionotiformes, Lepisosteidae. The record is from RefSeq and is a predicted model, not a curated record.
CCAGUUAACCCAGUUAGCCCAGUCCUCCCAGUUCUUCCCCGGAGCAGCCUCGUGGGGCUUCUCUCUCGCAGCUGAUCGCACAAGACCCCUCCCCGUGUCACAGGCCUGUGAGCCCAGAGGGAAGUGUGACAGCCGCGUGGUUAAUUAGAGCCGAUGUGUGAGUUCGAGCCGAGGCCCCACCAGAAGGGAGUCUGUGAGUGACCCCUUGACCCCUGCUCUAGCUCGGGGCGCAGGGACUGCUGGGAGUACAGUCACGGUGCCAACGACCUCCAGCAUCCAGGAUGUGAGCAUCAGUGUCAGGCCCUGCGUGUGCCGGAGCUGCCUUUCCUCUCUGGGUGCCACUGUGCCCGUGCAGCUGCUCCAUCUGCCCCCUCUGACUCUCUUCCUUUCCUUUGGUCUCUCCUCCCCUCCCUUAUCUCUAACCUGCUCCACCUCCCUCCCCCUCUCUCUCUACCUCGUCACAUGAAGAGUCCCAUGACUCUCCGGCUAACAGUCACGGGCAGGAAAAAACGGGGUGUGUGCCGAAGGGGGGGGUUGACAGUGGGGUGUGAGGUUCUCCGCAGACAGAGGCGCGCCGUGCUCUCCUCUACUCUCCCCUCCCAGCGGCGGGGAUAACGGCGACAGCGCGGAGGCUGUGCGUUCACCUUGCAGUCCCGGCAUCGGCGGUCGCAAGAGGAUGCUCUGCCGCGUCUAGGUGCCCGUGUGCGUGUGCGUGUGCGGGACAGGGCGACCACCCUCUGCGUCCCAGCGGCGGCACAAGUUGUGUGAAGUGAAGCUGCUGCUGCCGGCUCGGCACAGGCGGCGGCGCCCCGCACCGACCGAGCGGUCCCGACACCGCUCCCUCCACCGAGCUCGCCCGCGGAGGCGAGGACCUUAAGCCAUGUCCAGGGAGAGCUCGCCCCUCCUCAACUAUGGGCUGUUCGGCGUGUCGGGGGGGAGCGCCACAGCCCCCGGCGGCGCCAGCCGCAGCCUGGGCACGUUCUUCGGCGUCAUGGUGCCGACCGUCCUGUCCAUGUUCAACAUCGUGGUCUUCCUGCGCAUCGGCUUUGUCGUGGGUCAGGCUGGACUCCUGCAGGCUCUGCUCAUGCUGGGCGUGGCCUACUUCAUCAUCUUCCUGACGAUCCUGUCCGUCUGCGCCAUCUCCACCAAUGGGGCAGUGCAGGGGGGCGGGGCUUACUUCAUGAUCAGCCGGACUCUGGGCCCGGAGUUUGGAGGCAGUAUCGGCCUGAUGUUCUACCUGGCCAACGUGUGUGCCUGUGGGGUCUACAUGCUGGGGCUUGUGGAGGCCAUACUGGAUGUCUUCGGCAAGGUGCCAGGCUCCUCCGAGCACGACGCCCUGCGUGUCCUGCCCCAGGGCUACUGGUACAGCCUGAUGUACUCAUCCGCUCUCCUGCUGCUCUGUCUGCUCGUCUGCCUGGUGGGGGCGAAGGUCUACUCCCGUGCCUCCUUCUUCAUCCUCCUCAUCGUCACCCUCUCGCUGCUGUCCAUCUUCAUUAGCCCCCUGGCCUUGUCCCCGCGCAGCUUCUUCAUCGUCCACCAGGACGGCGCCAACAUCACUUACAAUGCCAGCUACACAGGCUUCAAUGCCACCACGCUGAGGAGCAACCUGUAUGGGAACUACUCCAGAGACUACACCACGGCCAAGAUGAUGACCUUCGCCACUGUGUUUGCCGUGAUGUUCACCGGCUGUAAAGGAAUCAUGGCCGGGGCCAACAUGUCUGGGGAGUUGAAGAACCCCAGCCUGUCUAUUCCCAAGGGCACCAUCAUCGCCGUCUCCUACACCCUCGUCAUCUACCUGUUGCUCUUCUUCCUCGUCAGCUCCACCUGCGACAGGGUGCUGCUGCUCCAGGAUUAUGGAUUUUUCCAGCGGAUCAACGUGUGGCCCCCCUUCGUGAUCAUCGGUGUGUACUGUGCCUCGCUGUCGGCCUCGAUGGGCACGCUGAUCGGAGCGUCGCGGAUCCUGCACGCCCUGGCCAAGGACGAGCUGUUCGGACGGCCCCUGGCCCCGGCCAAGGUGACGUCCAGCUCGGGGAACCCCUGGGUGGCCGUGCUGUACACCUGGGCUCUGGUGCAGGUGGUGCUGUGCGCGGGCCAGCUCAACGCGCUGGCCAGCCUGGUCACCGUGUUCUACCUCCUGGCGUACGCAGCUGUCGACCUGGCCUGCCUGGCGCUGGAGUGGGCAUCGGCUCCGAACUUCAGGCCCACGUUCCAGCUGUUCUCCUGGCACACCUGCCUGCUGGGCCUGCUGAGCUGCGUGGUGAUGAUGUUCCUGAUCAACGCAGUCUACUCCUCCGCCAGCAUGGUGCUGCUGCUGCUGCUGCUGCUGCUCCUCCACUACCGCGCCCCCACCAGCAGCUGGGGCUACAUCAGCCAGGCCCUCAUCUUCCACCAGGUGCGGAAGUACCUCCUGAUGCUGGACGUGAGGAAGGAGCAUGUGAAGUUCUGGCGGCCGCAGGUCCUGCUGAUGGUGGCCAACCCCCGUUCCAGCUGCCAGCUCAUCAGCUUUAUCAACGACCUCAAGAAGGGGGGCCUGUUCAUCCUGGGGCAUGUGCAGCUGGGGGACCUGGGUGAGAACACUGACCAGUGCACAUGGGGACACUAGGGCUGCAGAGCUCUGGACAGCCUGUACCUCAGUACCUUAGUGUGUCGGUGUCUUAAAAUCAGCUCCUGUAACUCUAUCCUACUAUAUUGCUCCACUCAGUCUCAUUACUGCAUUACUCUACUGUUGUGUCCAGUGUGUAUUAAAUGCUCACUUUCUCUCUCAGUGCAGUCCCACUUCCCCCCCGUGCGGGACGCAGAGUCCAGCCGCUCUCUGGCGCCGGACGAGUACGUCAGCAUCAUCGCGGACGCCAUCAAGAUGCAGAAGAACGUGUGCCUGGCCCGCUACUUCUUCCAGCUGGAGGUGGAGAGGGAGAGGGGGCUCGGGGGGUGGAGGAGAGGAAGAGAGAGGGAGAAGGGCAGCAUCGAUGUCUGGCCCCUCAACCUGCUGCGUCCCGAGAGCAGCGGCUUCGUGGACGUCUGUAGCCUCUUCCUGCUGCAGAUGGCCUGCAUUCUCAACAUGGCCACGGGGUGGCGCCGCGCCCGCCUGCGCAUCUUCCUCUGCGUGGAGUCGGAGUCUGGCGACCAGGGCUGGAUGGCCAAGGAGGAGAAGCUCCGGGAGCUGCUGGGGAAGCUGCGCAUCAGGGCCACCAUCCGGAUCGUGGACUGGGACACCGUGGCCCGGCUGCACUGGGGGAAGAAGCCCCGGGCCGCCACGCCGGGGGCAGGGGGCGGGGGUCAGGGUGCCGAUUUCGAUGGCUCGUCCCUCGCCACCGCGCCCUCCGCGGCCUGCGCCACGCUUCCGGGACCCGUGUCGGACGACUUCCUGUCCGCGCUCAACAGGCUGCUGCGGGAGAACAGCGGCGACGCCGUCGUGCGCUUCCUGUACCUGCCCUGCCCCCCCGCUGACACCAGCCAGCUGCAGAGCUACCUGUCCCAGCUGGAGGUCAUGACCCGUGACCUCGGCCCCACCUUGCUCAUCCACGGUCUGACCCCGGUGACCUGCACUGACCUCUGACUGGCUUCCGACAGCCGGCCUUCCCACGCUUUCUCUGGCUCCGACUCUUAUUUUGUCCCCGACGUCAGCCGUCCAAUCGGAGCUUGCUGUUGUCUUCAAGGAGCCAAUGAGAGCGAGCGCCUGUGGACCGUGUUGCUUGUCCUGUAUAAACUGUGUACAUACGAACUCUGUAUAUAAAACCUGAGCUUUUGAGCUUUAAUUUGUGUGAUGAACAGCACAAUACCAAAUUCACUUCAUUAUUCUAUUCUUAUAUAUAUUCGUGCAGUAGAUAAGAAUAGUAUUCUUAAUAAUAAUACUAUUUUUUAAAUUAAUCUGUGCCUCACCUCAACGCCCAACUUGUCUUAAAAGGGAUGCCUCUGUAUCAUCCUUUUCAGAUCCCCUCUGUUCCACAUUCAGAUUAUGUCCCUUCUGCCUUUGCAAAAGCACUUUGGAAAUGUAAAAUUUAACUAAAACCAGCUUCUUCCAGGGAGUUAGCUUUGACACAGCUUUGGCACUGAACACCAGCGGACAAUAGCUCGUGCCCUGCGUAGCUUUGCCCGCGUUGCAAGCACAGAGCCUUACUCAGACGCUCAUGGGCAGACGGGUAGGAAGGGGAUUUAAAUCAGGCAGAACGGGGCACUGCCCUGCAAGCGUAACCAACAGACAGAAAAGUCCAGACUGUUGGUUCUCAUGGAGGUCUGGCUCGGGAGAAAGCUGUGUAAAAAAAAUGAGGUUUAAAAACUUUAAAAAUUGUAAUGAAAUUCAAAUAGGACCAAAAUACAGGCCAGCCCAUUCGGUUUCAAACGCACCAUGGCAACCGCGCCUCUUAAACCUCGCUGCCGAGGUUCCUGGCGCCGGCUGAUGACGCAUCAAAUCGCUUCCCUUCCCCCUCCAAAAAACUGCGCAGUCUAUUCCAUGGGUUCGACCGAAGCGAAGUUAUUAGGACGCAAGAAGUGUUCAGGAAUACAGAAGUGCCUGAGACGAAUGUUUUCGUUACUGUUCGGGUGAAAAACUGGAAAUGUACGUGAAAAACCCAGAAACGAAUACAGGUUUCUGUGACUUGAAAGUUAUAAAGUCGUGUUAAAAUAUGCAGCGCGGAGCAACUAUCCAAAUGUAAUUUCAGGUUAUUUAGAAUAUUUCGGCAGUUUAUUAUAAUAUGUAAGUAGACGUUUUGAUAUUUCAUUUGUUAAAGAAUUUCUCUUUAUUUGCAAGAGACAUGUACAGAAAGGAGGACCUCGUCGUGGUACUUCAUGAAGUAAUAUUAAUAAAGAAAUAUACAGUAAUAA